AUGGCCCUUGCACCGAAAGAGAAGAGUCUGAAGGAUGGGACUAUCGCCGUCGUGAUUACCCUGGAGGCAUCUUUUAUGCUUACGCGUCUUUAUUUACGUAAGAAGCUGAUGAAGGAAAUAAUCGAAAAGAUGGACGAUGUCCUGCAAAGUGCGGACGAAAUUAUGAAGGAUAUUGUGAAGUCGGCUAUAAAGCCCAUAACCAUGCCGUUCAUAAUAUAUGGAGUGACUGGUGUGAUAACUGUCGCGACAUGGACUAUCCAGCCGAUUUUAUUGGUCUUCGAGAAGUCCACCUUUUAUUAUGUAGAUUACAAUUUGCCAACCGCUUUCAACAACGAACCGUUUUCCACUCGUGUUCUGAUUUUGUCAACCAUUUUUAUGACAAUUGGAAGUAGUUAUUUAUUUCUUAAGAAAUUUGGCGUGGAUGUGUACAUGAUGCAUUUAGUAUUAUUGUUAACGGCGCAGUAUCGAUACACGGCAGUAAAACUCACAAUAUUGUUUCGAGGUCUACAGAACUGUCACGAUGAAACUAAAAAAAAAUAUUGUAUGGAAGAUCGAUGGACGGAGAGAGAAUUAAGAAAAUUAUGUGUACACCAGAAUAACGUUUUAAACAUGUCAUUUAUUUUAAGGAAACUCCUGUCUGUGAAUUUCAGUUUACUGUAUUUCAAUAACGUAUUUCGGUUCUGCUUUAUAGGUAUCUUAUUAAGCACAGUACCAUCAAUGUCUUUUGCAGAAGGAAUUUCAGUCACGUCAUAUGCAAUAGCUUCACUAACGCAAUUCUAUUUGUUAUGUUCUUCCGUACAAACGUUAUUAGACGCAAGUACCGAAAUAACGGACAAAGCAUUUGAUGAAGGCUGGUAUCAAUUUGGUCCAUGGACGAAAAGCACGUUCAUAUUAUUGAUAAUGUCUAACAGUCUAGAAUGCAGAAUUGCGGCGAUCGGAAAGUUUAAUUUGUCUUUGCCUUCGUUUAUGACGGUAAAAUUUAUUAAUGAAGAUUUAUUAAUUAUGGCAGUAAUUAUUAAUGUGGAUUUAUACUUCCUAUGUGCAUUAAAAUGA
Molecule: messenger RNA, 1053 nt
Organism: Trachymyrmex cornetzi
Lineage: Eukaryota; Metazoa; Arthropoda; Insecta; Hymenoptera; Formicidae
Exons: 4
Coding region: 1-1053 (350 amino acids)
Biological process (GO): sensory perception of smell; detection of chemical stimulus involved in sensory perception of smell
Cellular component (GO): plasma membrane
Molecular function (GO): olfactory receptor activity; odorant binding
Source: RefSeq, a predicted model, not a curated record